This is a messenger RNA of Capronia coronata CBS 617.96, 2547 nucleotides long. RefSeq lists its product as uncharacterized. The transcript has a single exon. NCBI's taxonomy places the organism in Eukaryota, Fungi, Ascomycota, Eurotiomycetes, Chaetothyriales, Herpotrichiellaceae. Bases 1 to 2547 code for a protein of 848 amino acids. The record is from RefSeq and is a predicted model, not a curated record. Gene Ontology annotation, molecular function: DNA-binding transcription factor activity, RNA polymerase II-specific; DNA binding; zinc ion binding. Gene Ontology annotation, biological process: regulation of DNA-templated transcription; DNA-templated transcription.
AUGUCCCGUCCUGCGAGUUCAUCUACUUCGCCAUACAAUGAGGCCCUUGGGUUCACCUCCGAUCACAAUCAAGGGCCGCCGAGGAAGAAGAUGCGAAAAGGAACAAGGAGUUGUCUGGAGUGCCGGCGGAGGAAGAUCAAAUGCACAUUUGAGCCUGGAAGGCCCGCCGUCUGCAACGAAUGUCAUACGCGUGGCUCCACGUGCAUUGAUCAAGAACAUGGUGAUAUUAACACAUACGUUCAACCUCCCGUAGAGCAGGCUUCGUCGUAUAGCUUGCGAGAACGGGUAUCACAACUGGAAGAUCUUGUGAAACAGGUGCUGGAUCGCUUGCCAGAGAAAGAACCCAACACAUCCUCCAACUCCAAUUCCAAUUCCACCUCCACCUCUACCGCCGAUGCGGAAAAAAGCCAGGUCGAUGCCCAGGCCGCUGAAGUCCUCAAGAGUCUGAAAGGGUCACUGCGACAAGCAGAGGCCAAUGCCGUCGAUGAUUCGAUUUUCCUUCCUGCCGGUAUCCGAGAAGACGCCCCUGCCAUGACCUUGUUCGACAAUGCUGUCAUUACCACGAGGAAAGAGAAUCAGGCCGUGGUGUCGAGGGCUCAGCAUAACAAGACCAAGGCUCUUCUUGCAGCCCUCAAUAAAUUGUUGCCGCCGCCGCACGAUCUCGAUAUCAUCCUAGAAUCGAGCCAUGAGUGGUGGGCAAUCUGGAGGACCAUGUUCCCCGCGAUUACAGACAGCCGGUGUGAAACCAUCAAGGAAUCCGUGUCGCAUUCGCUACGGUCCGACAAGCCAGCCGAACUUGCAAAGAUAAUGCUCUGCAUUGCGAUCAGUAUCCAUCAGUUACCUAUAACUUAUGACUGGUCACGCCUACACAUGAAGGUGGAGCCGGCAGAGCUGAUGGAACGGUACAUUGCCACGGUCGACAAGUUAAUCACCUCGGAUGAUGAGAUCGCCGCGACCUUGGAUGGAAUCGAAUGUAUGAUGCUCGAAGCCAAGUACCAUAUCAACAUGGGCCGACCAAGACGUGCUUGGCUUCUAUUCCAUCGGGCCAUUGGAUUCGCACAACUUCUGGGUUUCCACAGACUACCCGCGCAAGCAGACAAGGCCUCCUUGGACCAUCAACGUUCGGUCGAUAUGUGGUGUCAUCUUGUCCUGGGGGACAGGUAUCUAGCCCUUCUUCUUGGCCUGCCCUAUUCGGUUGCCGAAGCCUUUGUCACACCUCAUUUACCUACAUCGUCUACAGCUCACACUCCAAUAAAGGCCAGCGGUGGCGAGAUCUACGUCGCCCGGAUGCUACCUAUCGUCACCAAACUCAAUGACCGGAAUCAAAGCGUGACUCCUAUGGGUUACUCUGCCACAUUGCGACUGGACCAGGAAUUGGAGGAAUUACACAAUGACGAGGAUCCCUCGUGGUGGUCAGUCGAUCCCAUCCCUGGAGCCUCGGUGGAGGAACACUUUGAUCGAUUACAAGCACAAUUCUUCCAUCAUCAAAUCAGAGUUUUUAUCCAUAUGCCAUUCAUGCUCCGAUCCUCCUCCGAUAAGAGGUACCAAUACUCCCAUUCCGCCGCCCUGGACGGCGCGCGAGAAAUGAUCCGAAUUUACGAUGCACUGCGGACGAACGAGAGCGUGGGGCCAUUCAUUUGCAAACUGGUUGAUUUCCAGUCGUUCACUGCGGCCAUGCUGUUGUUGCUGAAUCUUUGCGGAUAUGCCCAACAACACCGCGGCAACAACGGUCAGGUCCCGGAUCUAGAGCAAGACCAAAGGGACUCGGAGCUGAUCGACCGGACGAUUACAUUGCUGAAACAUGCAGCAAAGGAGCCCGGCGGCGUGGUUGCCGCGCAAUCCGCCCAAGCGCUUGAAAUGCUGGCUCGCGUUCGACAAGGUUGGGAAGACGACGAGACCGGUGGAUGUCGAGGUCAGACGUGCCAAGUCUCCAUCCCCUACUUCGGCACCAUUUCCAUCGGGAUGGGGAAACAGUUCGUGCCCAUCAAGCCAGGAACAUAUGUUCAGAGGACACCUGGUGGCUCGCACAAAAAUCCGACCACGUCAACCGCGGCGCCCUGUGGAAUGCCUAAUGUCGGGCUUCCCACUCCUCCAUCCAUGUCAUCAUGCAGCACCCAACCAUCACCCUUAUCAUCGGCGAUCGACAAUUUACAUUCUCAGCCCUCGCUUCCGCAAACCCAGCGAGCACCCGUCUACGAACCCACCAGCUACAUAGCCUCGGGACUGGAGAAUUCGUGGCCUGAAUCCGAUGACCCGUUUGUCACCUUCGACAGCUUCAUGUCAUUCCCCGCGGGAGCCACCGAUCUCCCUUCGGCCGGAGCCACCAGCUCGUCUGGCUUUACACCGCAGCAAACAUCACAGAGCCCGCAUACCGGUGUAACGCACGACCCGACGAACGCUGGCGGCGUUCCUGGCGGAUUCGACAAUCUUGGACAAGGACAGGGACAACCUCAAGGGUUUCCGUUCGGAAGUCUGCCGUUCGGCCAUAUCCCCGUCGACCUCGACCAAGGCUGGAACUGGUUUGGGGUGAAUGCACCUAAUUUUUGA